AUGAAGCCAUUAAAAUUCAUCAUUCGAGUGUUAAGUGAUUGCUUUGCACCAACUCCAUUUCCUCGUCCCAAUGAAUCCAGACUUGCUUUCAUGGUUUGUGUAAUUAAAAUUAAAGUUCGUUCACGUGGUUGGCAAAAAGCAGUCAACAGAGUAUUGAAAAGCACUAACGGAGUUCGUCAAUUCAAAUUGACAGAAGGUGGAGAAGUGACAGUAUCAGGGAUGGUAGAUCCAACUCUGCUAAUGAAAAAUCUUGCUAAAUCUGGCAAAUCUGCAGAAUUACAAUGGAUUCAAUAUGGUCAAUGUUCCAGCAAUUUGUUUCUUCCUCCAAAACCCCCAAUCAAUGGAUUCCAAAAUCAAGGACCAUUUCGUAAUUUCAGUUACUCCAGGUUUGCUCUGCCCCAGCACGCCGGAUACUACGGCCUACCUCCGCCUCCGCCUCCACCCUAUGCACCUUAUUCCAUCGCUGAGCCGCCGCCGCCGGUGUUAUAUGAGCCUGAUUCUAGACAGGGUCAUAUUAGUAAUUGCAAUACUAUGUAACUAGACUAAAAUUAAAAGAUUUUUGUUUGGUAUCAACGUUGGAGCUUGAUUAUUUUAGAGUUUGAACGUUGUAAGGCCAUCAUUUUAAAGGUCGUGCUUUCAGCUUAUUUUUAUUUUAUUUUUAUAACUUACACUCAAAAU
Molecule: messenger RNA, 678 nt
Organism: Solanum dulcamara
Lineage: Eukaryota; Viridiplantae; Streptophyta; Magnoliopsida; Solanales; Solanaceae
Exons: 3
Coding region: 1-537 (178 amino acids)
Source: RefSeq, a predicted model, not a curated record